Molecule: messenger RNA, 1392 nt
Organism: Saprolegnia parasitica CBS 223.65
Lineage: Eukaryota; Oomycota; Saprolegniomycetes; Saprolegniales; Saprolegniaceae
Exons: 7
Coding region: 1-1392 (463 amino acids)
Molecular function (GO): monoacylglycerol lipase activity; short-chain carboxylesterase activity
Source: RefSeq, a predicted model, not a curated record
AUGUUGACCACGCAGGCCUGGAACCGCUAUGAGCUGGCGAUGCACCUGCUGAACUACCUGCAUUUCGAGCUCGCCGCCAAGCGCCCGACGCUCGUCAAGGCCGACACGCCACGCACGACGCGCCUCCUGCAGCGCUGCACGCUCUUGCUGCACGCUCUUGCGUAUGGCUCGGCCAAUUGCCGCAUCUCAUGCCCCACCUUCCACCUGCAGACGUUCAUGGUCAUCGUGAGCGACUCGCAGCCGCCCGUCUUGUACAAGCGGCAAGAGCUCGUGCUCGACGACGGUGGCACGGUCUCGCUGGACUGGGCGCUGCCUUCGUCCGUCUCGGGCCACUCCGACGACGACAGCGCGCUCGCCGACCACGACGUGCCCACAAUCCUGCUCUUGCACGGCUUGUCGGGCGGGAGCCACGAGGAGUACAUGAUGCAGACGGCGGAGAAGUUCCUGCGCAAGGGGUACCGCGUCGUCGUCAUGAAUGCGCGGGGCUGCUCCAACACACCCGUGACGACGCCCAAGCUCUUCUGCCCCGCGUACACGCAAGACGUGCGGGAGGUCGUCGCGUACUUGCGCAACGAGCACAUGCACGACUCGACGCCGUUCCUGGCGGUCGGCUUCUCGCUCGGCGCCAACAUUUUGACCAAGUACGUGGGCGAAGAAGGCGCGAAUUGCACGCUCCUCGCGGCCGUCUCGGUCGGCAACCCGUAUGACUUUGUGGCCACCAACAUCCACAUCACGCACUCGUGGUUCCGUCGCCACGUGUACAACGCAGCGAUGACCAAGAACUUGCUCCAACUCGUCUUCCACUUGAGCGACGCCCACGAACAGCUCAAGGACCAUCCGGACGUCGACCUCUUGCAACUCGAGCAGGCCAAGACGCUGACGGACUAUGAUGAUUUGUACUCGCGCCACGUCUUUGGCUACGAGACGCCCAUGGACAUGUACCGCGACGCGUCGAGCAACGCCUACAUCAAGGACAUUGCGAUUCCGAUGCUCUGCGUCUCGUCGGACGACGAUCCGAUUUGCACGAACGCAGCGAUCCCGUACAAGGAGUGCCAAGAGAACCCGAAUAUCGUGCUUGCCGUGACGCACACGGGCGGCCACCUCGGCUUCUUCACGGGCAACGGGCUCUCCGCGUCGCCCGCGCGCUGGUGCGUUGACGUCAUCGAGCAGUACUGCUCCAGCGUCCUUGAGCUCGCCGAAGACGACGGACAUUUGACCAAGGAGUCGAUCAAGAAGGUGCAGUCGCUGCCCAACCUCCUUCAUUUAGACGCUGAAAUCGACGAGCCGGAAGACGUCGAGCCCGCGGUGUCAUCGCUCGUGUCGUGGGACGUGCUGGGCUACGCUGCUCUUGGCAUUGGCGCCUACAUGUGCUGGAAGCGCGUCGUGUCGUGA